This is a messenger RNA of Calliphora vicina (urban bluebottle blowfly), 550 nucleotides long. RefSeq lists its product as uncharacterized. Bases 23 to 550 code for a protein of 175 amino acids. Lineage: Eukaryota; Metazoa; Arthropoda; Insecta; Diptera; Calliphoridae. The transcript has 4 exons. Gene Ontology annotation, molecular function: RNA binding. The record is from RefSeq and is a predicted model, not a curated record.
ACUAACAAAAACACAUAAAAUUAUGCUGGCCAUGUCAACACUCAUGAUGCCAGCACCUACCAUAGCCAUGGGUGCAGCACCACCACCGCCACCCUCUCAAAUAACAAUGGGUCCUCAUAAGCCACCGGAAACUAAACUCUUAGCCAUACAUCCGGCUGCUGCUGCAGCAGCUGCGGCGGCAGCUCAUGCUCAACAUCAUCAUCAGCAACAACAUCCGGCUCAUAUGCAGCAACAUAAUGGUCAACAUACUCAGCAACAGCAACAACAACAGCAGCAAAUGAUUGCCACACAUCAUCAACAGCAACAACACUAUCAACAGCAACAACAAACGGAGCGUCUUUUUCAGCAACAACAGUUAUCAACUGCUUCUAAACCAGAACAGUUUCAUAUUUUUGUGGGUGAUUUAAGUGCAGAAAUUGAAACCCAGCAAUUAAAAGAUGCCUUUGCACCCUUUGGAGAAAUAUCAGACUGCAGAGUUGUUCGAGAUCCUCAGACACUGAAAUCGAAAGGUUAUGGUUUUGUGUCGUUUAUUAAAAAAUCGAACCAUUAA